Molecule: messenger RNA, 1002 nt
Organism: Pungitius pungitius (ninespine stickleback)
Lineage: Eukaryota; Metazoa; Chordata; Actinopteri; Perciformes; Gasterosteidae
Product: trace amine-associated receptor 1-like
Exons: 1
Coding region: 1-1002 (333 amino acids)
Biological process (GO): chemical synaptic transmission; cell surface receptor signaling pathway; G protein-coupled receptor signaling pathway, coupled to cyclic nucleotide second messenger
Cellular component (GO): plasma membrane; dendrite
Molecular function (GO): neurotransmitter receptor activity; G protein-coupled serotonin receptor activity
Source: RefSeq, a predicted model, not a curated record
AUGGAACCAGAAGCGACUGACAACGGGUCUUACGCCGUUAGUGACUCACAUCCCUGCUACAAAUCAGACAAUACAACGUACUCAUUCACCAGCAACCCUUCCAUAUUAUGUGUUUCAUUAUAUGUUUUCCUUGGCAUAUUAUCAGCCGUCACAAUAUGUGGAAACCUUCUUGUAAUAAUCUCCGUUUCUUACUUCAAACAGCUUCACGUCCCUACUAACUUCCUCAUUCUGUCACUGGCUGUUGCUGAUCUGCUUGUCGGAGUUGUGGUCUUCCCUUUCAGCAUGGUUUUCACUGUGACCUCGUGUUGGCAUCAUGAGGGUUUGUUCUGUAAAGUAAGAGGAGGCUUUGAUGUGACACUGAGCACAGCUUCUAUUUUGCACCUGUGCUGUAUUUCUAUUGACAGAUACUACGCUGUAUGUCAGCCCCUCUUUUACAAAAGUAAAGUAAAUGAUCAUGUUACUUGGACGAUGAUCCUGAUGAGCUGGGCCGUGGCUGCUCUAAUUGGCAUUAGCAUUAUAGUUGCAGGUUUUAAUCAAGGAAAAUGUGAAGAAAGUUGCUUAAUCGAUGCUCUUAUAUCAACUACUCUGGCGUGUAUUUUUUCUUUUUAUGCUCCUGUCAUUAUAAUGCUCAGUAUCUACCUAAAAAUCUUCCUUGUUGCAAAAAGACAGGUAAUCAGUAUUCAGAACACAACCGGUCUGACCAAAAAGUCUGGAACAAAUGUGAGUAUGAGGGAGAGAAAGGCCACCAAAACUCUGGCUAUUGUUUUGGGAGUUUUUCUCUUAUGUUGGGCUCCAUAUUUUCUUUGUAUCAUUCUUCAACCUCUAACGUACAAUGUGACACCAAUUGCUGUGAUUGAAACUCUUAACUGGCUUACACUUUCCAAUUCGAUGCUCAAUCCAUUUAUUUAUGCUUUCUUUUACAGCUGGUUCAGAUCAGCUUUCAAAAUGAUAAUUUCUGGAAAAGUAUUUCAGGGUAAUUUAGCAAAUUCCAAACUCCUGUGA